UCAUGUGACAGCGCGAGCACCACCAGCAGCAGUUCUUUACAACCGAGUCCGGAGGCGCACACACCGACAGACACACGCGGACUGACCGAGGAGCCGUUUCGAAACUCGGGGCACUUUUCCAUCGCUGUACCGGCCCGUUUCCGUGAUCCUCAUGUGGGGCAGCCUGCGUCCCGCGCGUCACUUUUCCACCGGAGUCUGUAUUUCAUCAUAAACUUCUUUUAACUCAACUCAGAAGGAGAUCAUCCACAAAAUUGAUACACCACCUGAAAAGUUCUUGGGCUGUGCAGCCAUGCUGAUGUAUGAUUACCCUCUGAAAACAGACAUGGAGACGUCGUUCUACUCACCAUAUUCAGAGACAUAUAGAGUCAUCCUGCCCUCGUCCCACCUGUAUCCCUCCCCUCUGCCCGCCUUCUCCUCGCCCAACCCCCCUGUCAGCACCCAGCACAGCGGCAGCACCCAGUUGGAGCCAGUCGACCUGUCCGUCACCAAGCGGUCCUCCACGGCCUCCUCCGCCUCCUCCCUGUCCCCUCCCUGCUCCUCAUCCCCCGUGUCCUCCCGCAGCUCUCCCUCACCCCGCUGCUCGCCCCUGCGCUCCUCGCCGCCUCACCUGCCCCCCCACGCGCCCACGCUGUCCUACCCCGCCAUGGUGGCCCCUCUCCUCGGCGGCGCUCAGGGGGUCAUACAGCCAGGGGUCAUGGUGUCUCCGGUCAUGCUGCCCCUGUCCGUUCUACUGCCCCCUCCGCUCCACCUGCACCAGCCCCUAAUGGUCAGCCCGCCUCUCGCCACAGAAGAGGAACACCAUCGCAGCAGAGAGCAAACAGCGCAUUUUAAGAAGCCCCUGGAGCUGCGGGGAGACGCCCCUGACUUGCAUAAGCCAAUCAAAACGGAGCCUCGCCCAGAGAUAAGCCAUGACCCCAUCAGCGGACAUGAAAAGAAACCACCAUCCCUCAGGAUACCACACGAGUACGAGGUGAACAGUCCUUCAGUCAUAGUCCAUUCUCGCACACAACAUCCUCUUCCAACUGAUUCACCAGACUCACUCAAAAAGCGACGGAUUCACCGCUGUGACUUCUCUGGCUGCAAUAAGGUCUACACCAAAAGCUCCCACCUCAAAGCCCACCGCAGAACCCACACAGGAGAAAAGCCAUACAAGUGCAUGUGGGAGGGCUGCACGUGGAAGUUUGCUCGGUCCGAUGAGCUCACGAGGCAUUUCCGCAAACACACAGGAGUCAAACCUUUCCAAUGUCCAGACUGUGAGCGCAGCUUCUCCCGCUCCGACCACUUAGCUUUGCACAAGAAGCGGCACCUGUCGUUGUGAGACUGUUCUGCUUGUGUUGGACUACAGCAGCUCUUUGGGAUGGGCUAAACUUUGGGAAAGCCCUAAAUGCACGGGGCCAUGAAAGUGUUCCUCAGGGUGGAAACUCUUUCGCCUCAUACAAAAAAAAAAAAAAAAAAAAAAAAACAUAUUAUGCUUAAAUCCUCAGAUUUUCUACCAGCUCAGCAGACAAGAGCAGGGGUGUCAGCAUCUCAGCUGGUUUGAAGGUGCUGCCCACUUGUGGCCAUUUAACCAAACUGCAAAUUUAAACUUUCCUAAACAGACCAGCGUGCCAAAGCUUUUAUCACUUUCACAACACUUUCAUAACCUAAUAUGUAUGCAGUAAUAAUGGACACACAAACAUACUUAAUGCUAGCUAUCAUAAUGUGAAACUUCAGGAAGAUCUUCAGAAUGUAGGUUGCCAUUCAGCUUUGCUAACUUUGUUGUUGACCUCCACACACCUCAUCUGCCUCUUAAGGCCCUGUUUCACAAAGGAAGUUCAGUUAACGGGUUUAAAAGUUUAAGGGUUAAUCCCUCCUGAGACAGACAAUUCAGAGUUUUCUGUUUCACUAAACAAGUUUGGAGCUAAACUCAGAGAUAGUAGACCUUGAGGUUAGCAGAAGACACAAGACUUUAUCAAGAGUCCCAGAAAAGAGGAUUUACCAAGGCACCUGUAAACCACAGGAGGUUUUCAUCUUGGAUGGACAGGAAGUCAUGUGACUAUGGAUCGUUCAAAUUUAAUAUAAAAGAAAUGUGGAGGAGCACGUUUUAAGCAGUUUAAUCAUUCAGAGUCAGAUAAUAUUACUCAAAAGGCCUACAUAAUUUGGUGCAGCCUACAUAGAUAAAAAACAUUAAACUGUUUUUAAAAAGUUUAUCAUGACAAUUUUAAUAUUUGAUUUCAGAUUUUAAAUUAUGAAUGCAUCCUACAUAAAUCAAAAUGUACAUGAAAGUGUACAUGAAUUAAACUAAAUAAAGUUUGAUCCAUGAAGCAAAAUUUCGGAGAUUAAAGGUCAGGCUUAAGUCAUUUGAGUAAAAUAAGUGUAAAGUAUAAAUAAAUACAAGUCUAAUCAUUAAACUUUUGUUAAGCCCUAUUAAGUUCACCUGAUCCAUCUGUGACUGUCCAAUCAGAGCUUCAGGAGCAGACUCUGGUUAAACUGCUCUGGACAGGUUCACAGAGUUAUGAUGGUGUCUGACUCAAGUCUCUGUGAAACAGAAAACUCUGAGUUGAUUUCUUUUCAGGGUUAACAAAGUCGGCCUAAACCUGCUUCUUGAAACAGGGCCUAAAUCUCAUAAAUGUCAUGAAGUAACUUUAGAAGACAGGUAGCCAUACUCACAUGUCACAUCACAGAGUACAUGCACUUAUCAAAAGCGGUAGCCUUGUUUUUUAUGCUUUGGUGAUAGAACAGGGGAUUCUGCGUCUUAUCAAUGUGGAUUUGAAGUGUUUUCUGUCUUUUUUGUUUUUCACAAAUGUGAAAUUUGAAAAAAAAAUGCACAGGGGCAUUAUUAUUGUGAGUAAAGAUACCACUUGGUUGGAUCAAGGGUAGAAGGUAGAACAAUGAAAUGUUAUGUAUCAUCAUGCACCACGUUUAUAUAUCUUUAUUUGUGUAUGUUUGUAACACCUUGGUAUCCUUUUUUCUAUGACACCUUUGUAUGAUGGGAUGAGUGGGGAAACAAGAAAAAGUUGGUCUUGGUUUCUGCCCUCUUAAAAUAUUAACAAGUACUUCAUAUUUAUAUGUUGCCAGUUGCCAUAUGGUUCUAAUAACACACAUCGAUUUGGUUAUAGAUUUACUUGGCCGAGCAGAUACAGUAUACAUGGAAUUGUGUUUCACUGUUUUCACAGCUUCAGGAGAUCAAAAUAUUUGUAUGUAACGCUUCUUUGUACACAACUCCAAUGUGCACUUUAUAUUCACAAACAUUCCCAAAAACAUAUCUGUGAAUUUUCAAUCAUGCUCUGGUCAGUAUGAUCAGAACCAUUCAAGGUGCCGUGCCAAAAGCUGUAUUACAUGAAUAUAACAUUCAGUUUAAUACUGCCUUCGGCAUCUCUAUGACACUUUGAUUCACACUAAUCAUGUGCAGACAUGGCUGCCUGGAAUCCAGAAUACACUUCUUCAACACUUUACAAACAUGUGAUACCAGUCUGUAUAAAAAAUAUACAGAGAAAUAUAUUCUGGAUUUACCAGGCAACAGGCGUGGUGCUCGCACACAGAAUGUAUUGGCACAAAUAAUUUGUAUCUUUCCUAAAUUACCUUUGCUUGUGUAUGUUUUGUAUCUCUACAAAUAUAAGUUUGUAAUAUAUACAGUAUAUUUUAUAUUUGAUUAUUAGACUGAAAGGGUAAUUAAAGGUUUUUAUUAAGCAUGGUUUUGAUAUUCAUAUAAUAAUAAAUAUACAUUUCUA
Molecule: messenger RNA, 3710 nt
Organism: Periophthalmus magnuspinnatus
Lineage: Eukaryota; Metazoa; Chordata; Actinopteri; Gobiiformes; Gobiidae
Gene: klf3
Product: Kruppel-like factor 3 (basic)
Exons: 6
Coding region: 290-1318 (342 amino acids)
Biological process (GO): regulation of transcription by RNA polymerase II
Molecular function (GO): DNA-binding transcription factor activity, RNA polymerase II-specific; RNA polymerase II cis-regulatory region sequence-specific DNA binding
Source: RefSeq, a predicted model, not a curated record